CCUCUCUCUCUCUCUCCCUCCCUCUCUAUUCCCCUCUGUCUCUCUCUCUCUCGCCCCCUCCCUUUCACCCACUCACUCUCACUGUCUCUCUCCUACUCAUACUGUUUCUGUGCCCCAUCUCUCUACUUUCUCCGUCAAGAUAUCUGUGUCAUUCCAGACCAGAUAUUAAUUGUAGCGUUUUGGACUCAUUGAAAGACCAGUCCAAUAUGGAAGGGUGAUGGGACUGCUGCACAAUUUAGGGACCACCUGAUGGGAUUACAAGACUCUUCCCCUGUUGCCAGUGUUCUUUGGACACCUCAAUUCUUUUUCUACAGACAGAAAGUUGUUGGUUAGUGCUCUCUGCAGUGAAACGAAGUUUCUUGGUGUAUUUGGGACCCUAUUUGGAGCUGACUUUCUAGUUAUCCCUCUUCAUGUUUUUUUUUAUUUUAAGAGUGUCUUGAUUGGCAUUUCCUAUUUAGGAAUGUGUUUAACUCAAGUGAGAUGAUUAUCUGGCUGGCUCCCUGGUCCGUCGCCAAGCAAAGCAAGCCUCAAACUCUGCCGCGGAUCUGCAUAGCUGACAAAUAUUAGCCAUAAAUUCAGCAUUACUUUGGUCUGCGUUCCCUGAGGCACAGUUUUUUCCUCUCCGGUUUUCCCAGUUGAUGAGAGCACGUCCACACAUUAUACCACACAUGACUGAGGCUCACAGCUUAGCAUAACAAGAAAUCAGACUCUGAUGCGAUUACAUACAGUGCAGUACGUAUGUGGCUACAGCAGCAGCCUACUCCAAACCUGAGUUGAGAAAAAGUCUGUGGGCAAGUGGAGAAAAGCCCCUGCGUAUACUGUAUUUGCACUCAAUCUGUAUUUGCACUUUACCACUGCUGUCAUUGCCACUCAGACUCAGACUCAGACUCAGACUCAGACUCGGUGGCAGACACUCCUGGCUGUUUGGUGUAGUGGAAGUUGCUGAAGUGGAGGUGGACCGUUCAGGGGGGUUCCAUAACCAAUGGGGGCUGUAGAUUUUUGCUGAACUUGACUUGUGUGGUACAACAGAAUGUGGAUUUUUGGCAAAUUCCAGAGAUCAACGGACAUAGCAUCUUCUGUUUCAGCUGUUCCAUCAUUUUUGGAAACAGAGUGAUUUUGUUUUGUUUCCCUCACUAAAUUUGGUCUUUUUACCGGUUUCAUAAUGAAUAAAGGCUUUUCUCGGAAGAUGCAGGUGAACUAUUCAACCAGGAGGCAUUCCUGCAUUGGUUUCGAUGUGGAGAAUGGGCUUUCCGUGGGCCGCAGCCCGCUGGACUCCCAGACCAGUCCUGGAUCCUCUGGGCUGGUGCUGCAGGCCAACUUCCCUCACAGCCAGCGCCGUGAGUCCUUCCUCUACCGCUCCGACUCCGACUUUGACCUCUCGCCAAAGGCCAUGUCACGCAACUCCUCAACCGCCAGUGAGCUGGAAGAGAGUUUGAAGCACUGGGAAGUCAACUGGCUGACUCGGCACGGAGAAGACAUGAUUGUCACACCUUUUGCACAGGUACUGGCGAGUUUGAGGACAGUACGGAGCAACUUUGCUGUCCUGACACAUCAGCAGGAUCGUGUGCCUAGUAGCAAGAGAUCCUCAAGUAGCAACCCGCCGUCCUUAUGCAAGACAACUGUUCCAGAGGAGUCUUUCCAGAAGCUGGCAGUGGAGACCUUGGAGGAGCUGGACUGGUGCCUGGAGCAGCUGGAUACACUAAAGACACGCCACUCCGUCAGCGAGAUGGCCUCCAAUAAGUUCAAAAGGAUGCUCAACAGAGAACUUACACAGUUGUCAGAGACAAGCAAGUCAGGAAACCAGGUGUCUGAGUUUAUUUCCAGCACCUUCCUAGAGAAGCAACACGAUAUGGAGAUCUUGUCCCCACCAAGCAAAGACAAGGACAACAGGAAGUGGCCCCUGAUCAGUGGUGUGAAGAAGCCCAGCCACAGCCCGAGCGUCGCCGCGUUCAGCAUCCCACGCUUCGGGGUCAGCACAGAGCAGGAGGAGCUCCUCUCCAAGGAAUUAGAAGACAUUAACAAAUGGGGUGUAGACAUAUUUAAGAUAUCGGAAUAUUCUGGAAACCGACCACUAACGGUGACCAUGUACUCAAUAUUUCAGGAGAGAGACCUCCUCAAGUCCUUCAAGAUCCCCGCAGACACUUUUAUCACCUUCAUGAUGACCCUGGAGGAGAAUUAUCAUGCAGAUGUUGCUUACCACAACAACAUCCACGCAGCUGACGUGGUCCAGUCCACACACGUGCUUCUCUCCACGCCGGCGCUCGAGGCCGUUUUCACAGACCUUGAGAUUCUUGCCGCUCUGUUCGCCAGUGCCAUACAUGAUGUGGAUCACCCGGGAGUGUCCAAUCAGUUUCUUAUUAACACAAACUCUGAGCUGGCUCUCAUGUACAAUGACUCCUCUGUGCUGGAGAACCACCACCUGGCCGUGGGCUUCAAGCUCUUACAGGAGGAGAACUGCGACAUCUUCCAGAACCUCAGCAAGAAGCAGAGGCAGUCCCUUCGCAAAAUGGUCAUAGAUAUGGUUUUGGCCACAGACAUGUCAAAGCAUAUGAACCUGCUGGCAGACCUGAAGACUAUGGUGGAGACGAAGAAAGUGACAAGUCUGGGUGUGUUGUUACUGGACAACUACUCAGAUCGUAUCCAGGUCCUUCAAAACAUGGUGCACUGCGCUGACCUCAGUAACCCAACCAAACCUCUCGAGCUGUACCGGCAGUGGACAGAUCGUAUUAUGGUAGAGUUUUUCACCCAGGGAGACCGCGAACGGGACAAGGGGAUGGAGAUUAGUCCCAUGUGUGACAAGCACAAUGCUUCCAUUGAGAAAUCACAGGUUGGUUUCAUCGACUACAUUGUACACCCAUUGUGGGAGACGUGGGCGGACCUGGUCCACCCCGACGCCCAGGAGAUACUGGACACGCUGGAGGACAACCGCGAGUGGUACCAAAGCAUGAUCCCCCACAGCCCCUCCCCCACGCCCGAGGAGGAGGAGAAGAGUGCCCUGCCCGGCAUCAGCGGUACUGUGGGGGUGUCCAGCAGCGGCGGCGGCUGCUCCACGGGGGACAAGUUCCAGUUCGAGCUGACCUUGGAGGAGGAAGAGGGCGAAUCAGAUGCUGAAAGUCCGAGCGAGGAUACAGAGUUUGUGGCUGCCAAGCAGCAGGAGUCUUCCAGAACUGAUCACAAAGCAAAGCUGCAGUCUGCCGCGGAGAGCCACCACGCACAGCGCGCCACCGGCACCCUUGCCAGCACGGCUCUAAGCUGCCGGACAUUGUCCUUCGAGAUGGGCAAUCUCUCGGAUAGUGAUGAGGGCAAAGAGGACAGAGGACUUGAGCAAGAAGAAGGGAAAAGUCUGUCGUGCCUCAAGAUGGACACAUAACACCCCCAGUGCACUUUCACGUUCGCUACAUGUUUGUGCUUCCCUCCCCAGCCCCCUUAUCUCCGUCCACCCUGGACAUUCCUAGCUUCCUGGGAAAAAGUGGUACCACAUCAGUUGGAGCGCAAACAAGUGAGAGAUUGCCUUCAAGACAUCUGCACUUAUACACCGUAGUCAUCUUGCACUGGAGUUGGCCUGUUGUCUUCUUGAGACAGGACGUGGAUUUUUAAAAAGCCUUUUGUGUUUUUCUUUUGUGAGUUUUUUUCAAACAUUUUUGCUGUACAAGGCUUACAUUUCACUCAGUCGACGACAACAGCUGAUUGUGAAAAAGCCACAUCAAGGUCUAUUGAACACUGCAAGGAUUUCUGAUGAAAUGUCUUUCCUUGUCAACUUCCUAAAGAAAAGAAAUAAUAACCAGAGAACACCUUCAGAACCUUAACAGUUUUGUACUUGUCAGUAGAAACACCCUUGGUUGAUGAAGACUUUGCACGACUUUGCAUUUUUUUUACAGGUCAGUUUGUAUGUAAACACAGAGAGGGUUUUUAAAACUGAUCACUACACUGCAAACCUAAUAAGCUGCGUGCCUGAUUACAGAAAACAAAACUGAGCAUAACCUUAACCUCAGGACAAGGAGGACAGGUACGGUCAUAUUUUGGCUGCAUAUUUUGCCUCUCUAACACUCAAGUUAGUGCUGUCUUGCAAUUGUGAUUAUCACAGUUUACCAAGUAGCCAAUGUCUGUGAUAGAGCUUUACUGUGUGUCUGGCGCCACCCAGUGUUUCAGAAUGGAACUUCCCAUUGAUAUACAACUGAAAAUAAAACUUCUGCAGAGAGAGUAAAUGGACACUUUUGCACAUUGUGCAAAGGCCUGGGUUAAGUCAACAUACAAGCCAAAUGUGUGUGUAAUAUUAAGCACGUCACAGUAUUUGUAUGAUUCUAUUUUUUUUAUUUCAUCUUGUCAGUCAGAUGCUUUUUCUUUCUCUGUUGGUGCACUCCGGUUUUACCACCAUGUAAUCAGUCAGUAUAACUCUUUGUGUAGCACUUAACAUCUUUAUUAAUUGCCAAAUGUCACCCUGUUUGAUAGGGCUGGAGCCAAAUUACAAUUGCAUACGGUGCCAACGAUUACAAUUACCCUAGAUGUACGGAUAACCAGCAACCCUCACACAUCGUACAAUAUUAGCAUUAAGUUCUUUUUUGUAGAGUCCUGGAUGAGUGUGUGCUCUUUUGUAAGAAAUAGUGGAUGGGGUUAGUGUUGAUAAAUUCCAUAUUUUAAACCAGUUGGAUGAGUUUCACCUUUCUAUCGGUUCCAUGGCUUUGUUUAAGUUGAUGGUGUUCAGUUUCUUACAUUGCCUCUGUUUGGGUGUUAUUGGGAAACUCGAAAGAGAUUCAAACAGUUCUGUGGAUAAAUUUAACUGGCGUUUGCAUUAAGCCAAAGGCUGUUGCCAGAGCCAGACUUUUUUUUUCUUUUCCUUUUGGCCGUUGAUCAAUACUCUGCUUUUCACUGGGACAUAGCCAAUGACAGUGCAAGUGCCAAGCAAGCAUGACACAAACUGUACUGUCGUUUCCAUUUUGCCACUGGCUAGUUUCCAUCAAUGACUGCAAUGCUGAUAAUAUCUGCGUGUUCAAAUUAUAUUUGACCUCUUUUUUUCUACAACCACAUACCUUAAUUGUUUACACAAUUAGGUCUACAUUUAACUUCAGAUUAAACUGACAAAAACAUUCAGUAUUUGCAUAGCAGUCCUGAUAAUGCUUACUAAAGCUCAAUAAGGCUAAUUAAGAAGUUUUUUUUUUCAUCUGAGUCACACAUUAAGUUUGACACUGUUGAAGCAGAGAAAGAUAAAUCUUAAAAUUAGAGAGUUCCAAUUGUGGAAAAUAAUGUGAACAAAAAUUGUUCUAUUAAGGUUUUUGUCUUAAUCUUAUAUCUCAUCAAUGUAAAUAUAAGCCUUGAAUGAUCAUUGCAGCCCUUAACUGCAGCACUGUGGGAUUUCCAGUAUUUUAAAGUCUGAAACUGAGCUCUGAAUAUGUUGUGAAAGGGAUAUCCUUGAUUCUUUUUCCGUUAAAAUUUCUGUCUGCUGUUGAUUAUUUUGUAUAUCCUAACCACUCUGAUACUAUUAAGUAUUUAUUCUUUUUUAUAUACAGAACUGUCCAAUUAUACAGUUGACGUGUGUAGAAUUGGAUGCUAAGAAUCCAGUCAUGGGCCAAAAUAAGGCAGAAUUUUACAGCUCCACCAAAUUGUUUUGUCCCUUGGUCGCCCUUGCAGUUUCAUUCAGGACAGUUUUGGAGGGAUGCUCCAGUAGAACAACACAAACUUUCAUUAAUUGCUGUUCCCAUUCUUUACCCCAUUGAAGAUCUGCUGCAGUCUUGACAAUCCAAAUACAAACUGUUGUUUACUAUGUUGGUAAUUUAUGUUACUGUACUCGUUCUUCUAUGCCAAUAAAACCAGAGUCUUUAUGCACAGUA
Messenger RNA from Engraulis encrasicolus (European anchovy), 5825 nucleotides. It is a transcript of the gene pde4ca, whose product is annotated as phosphodiesterase 4C, cAMP-specific a. The coding region runs from base 1163 to 3370 and encodes 735 amino acids. Gene Ontology annotation, cellular component: perinuclear region of cytoplasm; cytosol; nucleus. The record is from RefSeq and is a predicted model, not a curated record. Lineage: Eukaryota; Metazoa; Chordata; Actinopteri; Clupeiformes; Engraulidae. Gene Ontology annotation, biological process: signal transduction. Gene Ontology annotation, molecular function: 3',5'-cyclic-AMP phosphodiesterase activity. The transcript is spliced from 16 exons.